GAUGGAGCUGCUACUGCGAAGAAUAAAAAAACACUCCUAGCAAGCCAGCUAGACGAGUUGUGAAAAAAAGUUAUGUCUGGCUGUCAAGUGGAUAGAGACAGACUAUUUCUAAAAAUGGACGUUAUUCCUCGGUUUUCCGUACAUGAAAAGUAGAAAAUCUCCCCAUGUCCACAGAGCCGGCACUGGUGACGACUCAACUGCGAAGGGUUGGAUUGCUGAAGCUAAAAAGUCCCGGUAGCUAGCGUUAGCAAGCAGGCCAGCCAGCUAACUAAGUUACUAGCUGACGUUAGCUAGUAAUGUCUCUGACGUUACCAUCCGCCGACAUGCUUGAAACACCACCUGGGUAUCCAUUUGAAGAAAUUAACUAUGAGGAUAUUGAAGUUGAGGAGGUGGUGGGGAGAGGAGCUUUUGGGGUUGUUUGCAAAGCCAAAUGGAAAGGCAAAGAUGUUGCAAUCAAGACCAUUGAGAGCGAAUCAGAGAGGAAAGCCUUUAUUGUUGAGCUCCGACAGCUUUCACGUGUGAAUCACCCUAAUAUUGUGAAGCUGUAUGGCUCGUGCAAUAGUCCUGUCUGCCUUGUGAUGGAAUAUGCUGAAGGCGGAUCAUUGUACAAUGUGCUGCAUGGUGCUGAACCCCUCCCCUAUUACACUGCUUCCCAUGCCAUGAGCUGGUGUUUACAGUGUUCCCAGGGCGUGGCCUAUCUCCAUGGCAUGAAACCAAAGGCUCUCAUUCACAGGGACCUCAAGCCACCCAAUCUGCUUCUAGUGGCUGGAGGCACCGUGCUGAAGAUAUGUGACUUUGGAACAGCAUGUGACAUUCAGACCCACAUGACCAACAACAAAGGAAGUGCAGCAUGGAUGGCCCCAGAAGUAUUUGAAGGCAGCAAUUACAGCGAGAAGUGUGAUGUGUUCAGCUGGGGGAUCAUUCUCUGGGAGGUGAUCACUCGCAGGAAGCCCUUUGAUGAAAUUGGAGGACCGGCUUUUCGCAUUAUGUGGGCUGUGCACAACGGCACAAGACCGCCUUUAAUCAAGAAUUUGCCCAAGCCCAUUGAGAGUCUGAUGACUCGCUGCUGGUCUAAAGACCCCUCUCAGAGGCCUUCCAUGGAGGAGAUAGUGAAGAUCAUGACUCAUCUAAUGAAGUACUUCCCAGGAUUUGAUGAACCCCUGCAAUAUCCGUACCAGUAUUCAGACGACGGACAGAGCAACUCUGCCACCAGUACAGGUUCAUAUGUGGACUACACCAGCACAAGCAACAAAAGUGACGCGAACAUGGAGCACAGCGAUUCUCAAGGGAGCAACGACACUAUCAAGAUUACGCCUCAGUUUCCACCUCACUUCAAGCCAAAGGGAGACCCAUUGAGGACUCUGCCUCUGUCCAGAGGUGGCAGCGUUGAGAGUCUGCCAGCACGAACACAGUGCCUGGCAUCCUCUGACAGCAAAAGAAUGAGCGCUGAUCUUUCAGAGCUGGAACCCAAGAUGCCAUUUGCACCUUCAGCGCAACCCCAGUAUAAGCGAGGGCACCGUAAAACUGCAUCAUUCGGAACCAUUCUGGAUGUCCCCAAGAUCGUCGUCACAGCCACAUGCGAGCCUCAGAGACGUCGGUCCGUGCAGGAUCUGCCAGGCAUCGGCACAGAGUCCAGCCAGGGGAGCAGGAACAGCAGCCGGUCCUCCAGUCCCAGUGUGAGGAUGAUGCCACCUGAUAAGACCAGCAGCAGCAGAGGCUACUUCUCACCUGAUGACCUCACAGACACCAACGGCUCAGACAACUCCAUUCCCAUGGCUUAUCUCACCCUGGAUCACCAGCUGCAGCCGCUCGCUCCUUGUCCCAACUCCAAAGAGUCCAUGGCUGUGUUUGAGCAGCACUGCAAGAUGGCUCAAGAAUACCUGAAAGUACAAACAGAAAUCGCCCUGCUGAUCCAGAGGAAGAACGAGCUCAUCGCUGAGCUGGACCAAGACGAGAAGGACCAGCAGAACACGUCCCGUCUGGUGCAGGAGCACAAAAAGCUGCUGGAGGAGAACAAGAGUCUGUCCACAUACUACCAGAAGUGCAAAAAACAGCUGGAGCUGAUCCGAGUGCAGCAACAGAAGAGACAGGGCACAUCGUGAUGAGACAGAGACAUAUGAACUGCUACCACCACCACCCCCUCCUCCUCCUCCUUCUCCUC
Molecule: messenger RNA, 2161 nt
Organism: Stegastes partitus (bicolor damselfish)
Lineage: Eukaryota; Metazoa; Chordata; Actinopteri; Pomacentridae
Gene: map3k7
Product: mitogen-activated protein kinase kinase kinase 7
Exons: 18
Coding region: 297-2102 (601 amino acids)
Biological process (GO): positive regulation of canonical NF-kappaB signal transduction; JNK cascade; protein phosphorylation
Molecular function (GO): ATP binding; magnesium ion binding; MAP kinase kinase kinase activity
Source: RefSeq, a predicted model, not a curated record